AUGAGGCGCAGAGAUGCCAGAAAGCUGUAUAAUUCGAUCAUCUGCAAGAAUCGUCUCUAUCCACGCUAUUCCCUCAAUACUUCGGAUAACGAGGACACUCCGAUCCAUCGAUCGAUCUAUGCCCAGCCCUACAACUCACUCCAGGUGGCCACAUCAGUUUCCCAGCAGCAACAUUCAGCUUCCGGUGGAUCACAUCAGUCACAGCAACAGUCCAGCACCACACUUGGCUACAACAGCUAUCGAACGGCAGGAACGGUGAAGAACUCGAGUGAAACAGCACGUAUUCCGAUCUCGGGAAAUCCUACCGCAGGACCAUAUCCGGUGCAACCGACGACAACCCCUUCAUCCGAUAAUGGUUCCAGUGCGACGCUGACGGACGCCGAAGCUGCUCUGGCCAGGGAAAACACGCUGCUGGUUAAUAACGGUCUGUACUCGAAAAAAAAAUUAACACCGCCUUUUGAUUGCGAGCAUAGACCUUAUAUUAAAAAUUGGGACCAGUUGACCGAAUAUAAAGACAACAUAAAAGAUCCACAAUCUGAUCAAGAACAGAUGGAUUUGGUUAACUGA
Uranotaenia lowii is the source of this 567-nucleotide messenger RNA. RefSeq lists its product as uncharacterized. Bases 1 to 567 code for a protein of 188 amino acids. The transcript has 3 exons. The record is from RefSeq and is a predicted model, not a curated record. Lineage: Eukaryota; Metazoa; Arthropoda; Insecta; Diptera; Culicidae.